AUGAGCGUGCUCUCAUGCCAACGCUCCACAAUGUUAGCAGCUCAGAACAAAUCUCCAUUUCUAAGCAGAUUCCGAUCCUUCAAACCUCACCGUUACAGAUUUCGCUGUUUGCUUGACCAAAUCGCUGUUCCCACAUCUCUCACUCCUGUUCUCACCUCCGAUAACGUAAUCGCCGCCGCUGCCAAAGCCGCCUCCGUCCAUAGCGCCGUCUCUUCCGCCAUCACACAGGUCGCCGUCACCGCUGUCGCAAUUGCCUCCGGCGCUUGUCUUUCUACCAAGGUUGAUUUCCUAUGGCCCAAACUGCAGGAGCAACCAGGUACCGUGACGGUGGAUGGAGUAGAUGUUACUGGUUAUCCUAUAUUUAACGACGCAAAGGUACAGAAGGCUAUAGCAUUUGCAAGAAAAGCACACCGUGGCCAAAUGCGGAAGACAGGAGAACCUUAUUUAACACAUUGUAUCCACACAGGAAGAAUUUUGGCUGCGUUGGUUCCAUCAAGUGGUAAACGAGCUGUUGACACUGUUGUGGCUGGUAUUUUACAUGACGUGGUUGAUGACACUUGCCAAAGUCUGCAGGACAUUCAGGCAGAAUUUGGGGACGAUGUGGUCAAGUUGGUAGCUAGUGUUUCAAGGUUAAGCUAUAUUAAUCAGCUAUUACGCAGACAUCGGAGGGUAAGUGUAAACCAGGGAGUCCUUGGCCAAGAAGAGGCGAGUAAUUUACGAGUAAUGCUUUUGGGAAUGGUAGAUGAUCCUCGUGUUGUGCUCAUCAAGCUUGCAGAUCGUCUUCACAACAUGAGAACAAUUUAUGCUCUGCCAUUGCAAAAAGCUCAAGCUGUUGCAGAGGAGACCUUAAUCAUUUGGUGUUCACUUGCUUCAAGAUUGGGUCUGUGGGCGUUGAAAGCUGAACUUGAAGAUUUAUGCUUUGCUGUUCUACAGAUGCGAGCUGAUCUGGCUUCCAUGUGGAAUCCCACUAACAGAACAGGAAACCCAAGAAGAUUCUCUGUAAAAGGCAAUUUGAUACAUUUGGAUGAGAACAGUUCAACUUCUUUCUACAACGGAUCCUUGACAUUCAAUGGGGAUGUGAGUAUGAAGGAUCUUUUGGAAGCUGUGGUUCCAUUUGAUAUAUUGUUAGAUAGGAGAAAACGGGCUAACUAUCUCAGUAGUAUUGGGAAUAAUCUAGAGACAUGUUCAAAACCGAAGGUUGUACAAGAUGCUGGGUUGGCUUUGGCAUCAUUGGUAAUUUGUGAAGAAGCACUUGAGCGAGAAAUGAUUAUAUCAGCUUCUUAUGUCCCGGGAAUGGAAAUUACCUUAUCUAGCCGAUUAAAAAGCCUGUAUAGUUUAUACAGCAAGAUGAAACGAAAGGAUAUAAGCAUUGAUAAGGUAUAUGAUGCACGUGCAUUGAGAGUAGUUGUGGGAGACAAGAAUGGAACCUUACAUGGUCCUGCAGUUCAGUGUUGCUAUAGUCUUCUUGAUAUUGUACACAGGCUUUGGACUCCAAUAGAUGGUGAAUUUGAUGACUACAUCAUUAAUCCAAAGCCUAGUGGCUAUCAGUCCUUGCACACUGCAGUCCAAGGUCCUGACAGCUCACCUUUAGAAGUACAAAUAAGAACACAGAGGAUGCAUGAGUGUGCUGAACAUGGACUUGCCGCACAUUGGCUUUACAAGGAAACUGGAAAUCCGUUUUUAUCUAUACACAGCAUGGAUGAACCUGAAACAGAAGCACCCUCUUAUUUCUCCAAAGAUUUAGAGGGAGGAAAUUCUUCAGACAUUUUGUUAAGUAAAUAUAAGUCAUUCAAGGCUGGACAUCCAGUCCUCAGAGUAGAAGGGAGUCACUUACUUGCUGCUGUUAUCAUCAGUGUAGAAAAUGAUGAAAGAGAAUUACUAGUUGCUGUGAGCUUUGGGUUAGCUGCUUCUGAAGCAGUUGCUGACAGAAGAUCUUUCCAUAUUUAUAAGCGAUGGGAAGCUUAUGCUCGACUAUUUAAAAAGGUAUCUGAUGAAUGGUGGUUUGAACCAGGACACGGGGAUUGGUGUACUUGUCUAGAGAAGUACACACUAUGUCGAGAUGGUAUGUAUCACAAGCAAGACCAAUUUGGGAGACUACUCCCAACAUUCAUCCAAGUUAUCAAUUUUACUGAGCAAGACGAAUCUGAAUAUUGGGCUGUCGUGUCGGCUGUGUUUGAGGGCAGACAAGUUGACUGGAUAACAUCUCAGUCAAAAUUUGACUUGGUUGCAUCAACUUCUGCGGAAGCUGGCAUCAAUAACAAGGUGAAGCUUUUGAGAGCAAUGCUUUCCUGGGAAGAACAAUUGCGCUCUGAAGUAAGUGUCAAGCAAACAAAGUAUGACGCAAAGCUUUAUGAUCUUAAUGGUUCUCUUGGGGAAGUGGUAAUUAUUUGUUGGCCUCAUGGUGAAAUUUUGAGGUUAAAAGCUGGUAGCACUGCUACUGAUGCUGCUCAAAGAGUUGGUUUGGAGGGAAAGCUGGUUUUGAUUAAUGGACAGUUAGUAUUGCCCAACACAAAACUCAAAGAUGGCGAUGUUGUUGAAGUAAGAAUUUAA
Messenger RNA from Sphenostylis stenocarpa, 2550 nucleotides. The record is from the annotation of a GenBank genome assembly. NCBI's taxonomy places the organism in Eukaryota, Viridiplantae, Streptophyta, Magnoliopsida, Fabales, Fabaceae.